Hordeum vulgare subsp. vulgare (domesticated barley) is the source of this 1230-nucleotide messenger RNA. Its product is annotated as peroxidase A2-like. The transcript is spliced from 3 exons. The coding region runs from base 16 to 1032 and encodes 338 amino acids. Gene Ontology annotation, molecular function: heme binding; peroxidase activity. The record is from RefSeq and is a predicted model, not a curated record. NCBI's taxonomy places the organism in Eukaryota, Viridiplantae, Streptophyta, Magnoliopsida, Poales, Poaceae. Gene Ontology annotation, biological process: response to oxidative stress; hydrogen peroxide catabolic process.
CAGCUUCUUAGCAACAUGGCUUCUUCUUCCUCCUCCUUUCGGGUGGCCGCCACCUUGGCCGCGCUGCUGGCGGCCGUCUGCGUCCUCCACGCCGGCGGGGCGGCGGCGGCGGACCUGUGCGUGGACUACUACGACUGCACGUGCCCGGACGCGUACAAGAUCGUGCAGGGUGUCCUGGUGCAGGCGCACAAGUCGGACCCGCGCGUCUUCGCCAGCCUGAUCCGCCUCCACUUCCACGACUGCUUCGUGCAGGGGUGCGACGCGUCGCUGCUGCUGGACACCUUCAACGGGAUGGAGACGGAGAAGGACGCCAUUCCCAACAAGAACUCGGCGCGCCGCUACGACGUCAUCGACACCGCCAAGGCCGCCCUCGAGGCCGCCUGCCCUGGCGUCGUCUCCUGCGCCGACAUCCUCGCCAUAGCCGCCGAGAUCUCGGUCCAGCUGUCUGGAGGACCUGGGUGGAGCGUCUUGCUGGGGAGGCUGGACGGCUUCACGUCCAACUUUACGGAAGCCGGGAACCUACCAGGCCCAUUCGACGGCCUGAAAAACCUGACAGACAAGUUCAAACUCGCCACGCUUGACGGUACUACCGACCUCGUCGCUCUCUCAGGCGCACACACUUUCGGUCGUGUGCAAUGCCAGUUUGUCACCGAUAGAUUGUACAACUUUAAUGGGACGAACCGGCCCGACCCGACCCUCAGCCCGAGCUAUAGGGCCUUCCUGUCCCAGCGAUGCCCAAUGAACGGCAACGGUCAGUCCCUGAACGACCUCGACCCGACAACACCCGACAAGUUCGACAAGAACUACUUCACCAACCUGAAGGUGAAUCGUGGCUUCCUCCAAUCCGACCAGGAACUCAAGUCAGACCCACUCGCGGUGGGGACAACGGCGCCAAUCGUCGACCGGUUCGCGGGCAGCCAGGACGCCUUCUUCAAGGCCUUCGCAAAUUCCAUGAUCAAGAUGGGGAACAUAAGGGUGAUAACGGACCCCUCCAAGGGAGAAGUCCGGAAGCGUUGUGCGUUCAUCAAUUGAUAUUAGGGGGAGACCACGAGAGGAUAUACACUACAAGUGUGGGUGUGGCAUCUGAUGUGCGUGUGAUCAUGGACGUAAGGAUGAAUUCAUCUUUUAUUGUUCAGUGCAAUAAUUGGUAUGUGUGUCAACCAAAUGUACACAUUUCAUUCGUGCAUGCUUGUUGUCUGACCUGGAAUAAAGUCUAAAAAGUCAUUUCAA